AUGAUCACCGGCCUCGCACACAUCAACCUCCUCGUUCCCGAGGGGUCUCUUCCCGAAGCCAACGAAUUCUACGUCCAAACCCUUGGUCUAACAGCCCGUCCAGUCCCCCAGGCGCAGGUCGAAACGACGGCGUGGUUCGACAUCGCAGGAGGACCCCAGCAAGUCCAUAUCGCAUUCGGCGUAAACGAAUCGCUGGAAUCCUCGCGUCAUCCCUGCUUCAAGAUUGGAUCUCUGGAGGAUCUACAGAAGUUGCAGCAAAGAAUCUGGGACCAUCAUGUUCGUGGGGGACGGGCUGCGCCGAGAGAGGCGGAUAAGCCAGGGGAGGCUAUUUCUGGUGAGAUGACGGAGGAGUAUCCGACACGGUUUUUUGCGAGGGAUUUCGCAGGGAAUCGGUUGGAGUUUAGUUUGUAG
This is a messenger RNA of Aspergillus oryzae RIB40, 411 nucleotides long. RefSeq names its product putative glyoxalase family protein. The coding region runs from base 1 to 411 and encodes 136 amino acids. The transcript is spliced from 3 exons. Lineage: Eukaryota; Fungi; Ascomycota; Eurotiomycetes; Eurotiales; Aspergillaceae. The record is from RefSeq and is a predicted model, not a curated record.